Portunus trituberculatus (swimming crab) is the source of this 3679-nucleotide messenger RNA. Its product is annotated as tachykinin-like peptides receptor 99D. Gene Ontology annotation, cellular component: plasma membrane. Bases 937 to 2364 code for a protein of 475 amino acids. The transcript is spliced from 7 exons. The record is from RefSeq and is a predicted model, not a curated record. Gene Ontology annotation, molecular function: tachykinin receptor activity. NCBI's taxonomy places the organism in Eukaryota, Metazoa, Arthropoda, Malacostraca, Decapoda, Portunidae. Gene Ontology annotation, biological process: G protein-coupled receptor signaling pathway.
GCCUCAGUUGGCGGCCGAGGACGGUCGUGUACAGGUCGCCGCCAUCCGCUCCGGUAACCGCGCGCCACGCACCCGGCGCCACGCCACCCCACGCCAACGCGACAGUGGUGCACGCCCUCACCACCACGACCACACACCAGAGGUAACACCAAAGACUCCAAACAGUCCAUACAAAGUUGAGAACGACUUCACGCCAAACUACAAAAGUUUGACCAAAGCGCCGCGUCGCGAUGCAGGGCGGGGCGUGAAGGAGCGACGGAGGCGCCUGCCGCUCCAGGACGCCCGUGCAGGCCACCUUCUCGUGCUCCCGUGCCCACGACUAGCACACUAUACCCUGGCAGGGUCUCGGUGAUGCAGGGGACGCGGUGAGUGGCAGGUGAGGGUGAGGGUGGAGCGUCACCGCCUCACUUUGCCUCGUCGUGACUCAGUCUCGCCUCGCCCCGCUCCAGGUGAGGGUGCACUUCCAACACCUGCCACCCAGACACUUUUAAAGCGUUCAUCCUAUAUUUUUAAUGAUAAGAAUCUGAUUUCAAUAUUUUUGUACAAACUUUAGGAAAUUGUUGCAAGAAAACCUUUUGACCUACAAAACUUUUUGCUACAUCUGACAUGUGAGCUGGAGCAGCCACUCUGAACGGUCCCUCUUGAGCCCUGGCGGCGAUGACGCUCGACUUGACACAGUGAUAAAUGAUGCACACCGCACACACUCACCGUCUCCUGCCGGCGGCCGCGACGCUCCGCGCGCACCACACAUGCUCUCGGGCGUGAGCAGUAAAACCACUGACUGAUCCCAACGAUCGGAGGAAAGCAUGGAGUGAGAGUCCUUGGGGCGUGAUCAAACCAAGACAACCACACUACCUAAGCCUUCCACCGUGUUGGCGUGCAAUCGUGCGGGGCCCUCCUCCUCUUAGCCUUCCUCUGCUCCUCUCCGCCGCCACCAUGGAGCUCAUAGCAGAACCCAUUCUGGAUCUGGAGAGCUCGGCGAACGCCACCUCCGUGCUGACUGCGGCACACGAUUGGUGGAACAACACCGACGUGAACCUUGACGUGCACAUGAACUGUUCACGGACCUUCUGCCCCACCGAUAACUUCACCAACGGCACGUGCGUGGAAUGUCUGCCGGACGACGUGGGCAACAAGUACAACCUGCCGUGGUGGAACGAACUCAUCUGGUACGUGGUGUUCAUGGGCAUGGUGAUAGUGGCGACGGGGGGGAACACCAUCGUCAUUUGGAUAGUGCUGGCGGACCAACGCAUGCGCACCGUCACCAACAUCUUCCUGGUGAACCUCUCGGUGGCCGACGCGAUGGUCUCCACCCUCAAUGUGGUCUUCAACUUUACCUACAUGCUCAACCUCAACUGGCGCUUCGGCUUCGUCUACUGUAAGAUCAGCCAGUUCGUGUCUAUCCUGUCUAUCUGCGCCUCAGUCUUCACCCUCAUGGCCAUCUCCUUCGACAGAUACAUUGCCAUCAUGCACCCGCUCCGGCCACGCAUGGGGAGGAAAGCCACCAUCCUCAUCGUGGUGUGGAUAUGGGUCUCGUCCGUCUGCCUCUCGCUUCCUAAUCUCAUCUACUUCACCACCGCCACUCUCAGCUACGCCGGCGGGGAGAGGAUUGUCUGCUACGCCGCCUGGCCGGAUGGGGACCAGGGCGAGAGUCAAUCUGAAUACGUACACACAGUGGUGCUGAUGGUGCUGACUUAUAUCCUGCCGCUCACGUGCAUGGGCUUCACCUAUGUGCGCAUCGGGCUUACGUUGUGGGGCAGCCGUAGUAUCGGAGAGCAGACGCCCCGACAGGUGGAGAGCAUCAAGUCCAAGAGGAAGGUGGUAAAGAUGAUGAUCGUGGUGGUGACAAUCUUCGCUGUGUGUUGGCUGCCCUACCAUAUGUACUUCAUCCUCUCCAACUUGAUGCCGGAGAUUGCCCACUACGAGUUUAUCCAAGAGACUUAUCUGGCUAUUUACUGGCUAGCUAUGUCCAACUCUAUGUACAACCCAAUGAUUUAUUGCUGGCUCAACAACAGGUUCCGCAACGGGUUCAAGAAGGUGUUCUCGGGGUGGCUGCCGUGUGUCACCUACGAGGGCGAGGCCACUGAUGUGAGCCGCGUCAAGACGGCGCGCUUCUCCUGCUCUGGCUCGCCCGAGACUCACCAUCGAGUGACGUGCGAUGGCUCCUCGCACAUCUCCAUGCGCAACCUCGCCUCCUCAGACCUCAGCAUCAGCGGCUCGCGGCUUCCCCCAGUCAGGCUUUGCAACGGAGCCAACAUACGCAGAGCGACCAACGGCGCCGACACCUCCCGGAGCUACGGGGGCACACUGGUACCGCCCAAACACACCCCGUAUCCCAGCGUCACUUACCAGCAGUACGUGUGAGGGUGUGUGAGUGUGUUUUACCCACGCACCCACACCUACACAUGCCCAGACUUAGAAAACUGGGUGAGAGAGGCUCCGUGCAUGUAAGAAAUGUUUGCGGGGCUGAGUGACGUCUUUGUGAGGCCGUUGUGCGUGUGUACGGGUAUGUGGGAUGAGGGGAGGUCGCUGGUUAAGGGUGGCUGUGGGUGAGAGGAGGUGAAAAAGAUAGUUUCGUGGACUUGAGGGGCAGAUGGAGGGUUGGAGAGAGUCCUGUGUGGCAGUAGCAUGGGGAAUGACGAGUGAGCGAGGCAAUGCAUGGGGAGUGAUGAGGAGAGAGGGGGAUAAGAUACGCCGCCUUGGCUGCGUGUAUGAGGCUGCACGUGGCAGGGUGACGUGGGGUGGGGUGAACUGAUCACCACACAAACUAAGCACCUCAUUUGCUACGUGUCGUGGGUGAUGGAGACGUGCCGGGGAGAGAUGGUGUCUGCUCCUCUCUCCUCCCAUGUCUGCACCUCUCAGCAUCGCUGCCUGAGAGCCACCACCCUCGCCACCUCCACCCACACACACUACUAUUUAGACUAAGACACCACCGUUACUCCUUCCUUCAACCUGUCCACUCUCUCCUUCUCCCUCCCCACCCACGCCCAUGAUAGGAGAGAAAAGAGAAGAAAAUAGUGAGGAGGAGGAAAAGGAACAAAAAGAAAUAGAUAUUUAUGAUACUUACUCUUCUCCCUACAGUUAUAGUAUGAUAAAUGAUAAUAGCAAACUGAGUUACUUUGAAGUCAACACAGACACAGAAAGCACUCGAGACUAAGCAACAGUGUCCGUCAGUCCUAACUAUGAGGUGCUCUGGGAAAUGUUUCGUGGUUAGAACGUAACAUGCAAACACUUGAGAAAAUAAAAGAAAAAAUAACAGCAAAGCAACAAGAAAAAAAUAAACUCCAUUUUUGUAUACUGAGAGAGAGAGAGAGAGAGAGAGAGAGAGAGAGAGAGAGAGAGAGAGAGAGAGAGAGAGAGAGAGAGAGUGAGAGAGAGAGCACAUGCAAAUUGAGCUGAGAAAUCAAUCACAGCCAACCUUCCCUCUCACACUGAAGCAGAAGCAAAAGAAGCACAAGGGGACGCAGCUCGCCAGAAAUAUAGGUCAUUAUUUUUAUACUGUACGUAGCCAGGCUGUUCUAAAAGAGAGGAAUGGGACGAGAAGGUUCAAGCGACUCUAAGCUACCGAAUUCAUCACGCUUAAGAUUUCUGAAAGGGAAGGGAAGGCUAACGCGCGCAGUACACACACACACACACACAAACUCUCUCUCUCUCUCUCUCUCUCUCUCUCUCUCUCUCU